Molecule: messenger RNA, 4655 nt
Organism: Anguilla anguilla (European eel)
Lineage: Eukaryota; Metazoa; Chordata; Actinopteri; Anguilliformes; Anguillidae
Gene: cyfip1
Product: cytoplasmic FMR1 interacting protein 1
Exons: 31
Coding region: 310-4071 (1253 amino acids)
Biological process (GO): lamellipodium assembly; cell morphogenesis; axon guidance
Cellular component (GO): synapse; neuron projection; SCAR complex
Molecular function (GO): small GTPase binding; RNA 7-methylguanosine cap binding
Source: RefSeq, a predicted model, not a curated record
CAACUGGCUUGCUAGUUGCGAGAUAGGAACUCCCAGCUCGGGUUCUCUGUCCCUGCCUGGCUGCGAUCACUGUCGGCCGUGGCAGGAAUCAGCGGUGACCGGAAAAAGGAAAGUUUACAGAAGUAUUUUGCGGUCUACAUAGUUAAUAAGUUUUCCUUUGAGGCGAAGGGACACACAUUGCCCAGCGGGCUUGGUAACUGGUGAACCAUCUUGGUGAAUGGGAUUUUUGCCUUGAUUUCCUAAGGAAGUUUGGGUUGCACAGACAGUUGGCUAGCUAACUUAGCUAGCUUCGACGGAUUGCUAAGUGCCAUGGCGUCCACGGUAACGCUGGAGGAUGCCCUGUCCAAUGUGGACCUUCUGGAGGAGCUGCCCCUCCCGGACCAGCAGCCCUGCAUCGAACCCCUGCCCUCCUCCCUCAUUUACCAGCCCAACUUCAACACCAACUUUGAGGAUCGGAAUGCCUUUGUCACCGGCAUCGCCAGAUACAUUGAGCAAGCCACCAUCCACUCCAGCAUGAAUGAGAUGCUGGAGGAGGGACAGGAGUAUGCUGUGAUGCUGUACACCUGGAGAAGCUGCUCACGGGCUAUACCCCAAGUAAAAUGCAAUGAGCAGCCCAACAGAGUGGAGAUUUAUGAGAAGACUGUGGAGGUCCUGGAGCCAGAGGUCACCAAGCUUAUGAACUUCAUGUACUUCCAGCGUACCGCGAUCGAUCGUUUUUGCGGAGAGGUGCGCCGUCUGUGCCACGCCGAGCGGAGGAAGGACUUUGUGUCGGAGGCGUACCUGCUGACCCUGGGGAAGUUCAUCAACAUGUUCGCCGUGCUGGACGAGCUCAAGAACAUGAAGUGCAGCGUGAAGAACGACCACUCCGCCUACAAGAGAGCUGCCCAGUUCCUCAGGAAGAUGUCGGAGCCCCAGUCAAUUCAGGAGUCUCAGAACCUGUCCAUGUUCCUGGCCAACCACAAUAAAAUCACCCAGUCUCUGCAGCAGCAGUUGGAGGUCAUCAACGGCUACGACGAGCUCCUCGCCGACAUCGUCAACCUGUGCGUGGACUACUACGAGAACAAGAUGUACCUCACACCCAACGAGAAGCACAUGCUGCUUAAAGUCAUGGGUUUUGGUUUGUAUCUGAUCGACGGGGCCAAUAGCAAUAUUUACAAACUGGAAACCAAGAAGAGGAUAAACCUGUCCAAGAUUGACAAGUUUUUUAAGCAACUCCAGGUGGUGCCGCUCUUUGGUGACAUGCAGAUCGAGCUGUCACGCUACAUCAAGAACAGCGCGCACUUUGAGGAGAACAAGUCCAGGUGGUCCUGCACGUCGACGGGCAGCAGCCCCCAGUACAACAUCUGUGAGCAGAUGCUGCAGAUCCGCGACGACCACAUGCGCUUCAUCUCUGAGCUGGCGCGCUACAGCAACAGUGAGGUGGUGACGGGGUCUGGACGCCAGGAGUCCCAGAAGACUGAUUCUGAGUACAGGAAGCUGUUUGACCUGGCCCUGCAGGGCCUGCAGCUUCUGUCCCAAUGGAGUGCCCAUGUCAUGGAAGUGUACUCUUGGAAGCUGGUGCACCCGACAGACAAGUACUCCAACAAGGAGUGCCCUGACAAUGCAGAAGAAUAUGAGAGAGCCACCAGAUACAACUACACCAGCGAGGAGAAGUUUGCUCUGGUGGAGGUGAUGGCCAUGAUCAAGGGUCUGCAGGUGCUGAUGGGUCGCAUGGAGAGCGUCUUCAACCACGCCAUCCGCCACACCAUCUACUCCGCCCUGCAGGACUUCGCCCAGGUCGCCCUAAGGGACCCCCUGCGCCAGGCUAUCAAGAAAAAGAAAAAUGUCAUCCAGAGUGUUCUCCAGGCUAUCAGAAAGACCAUUUGCGAUUGGGAGACGGGACGAGAGCCCCACAAUGACCCUGCGCUCCGUGGAGAGAAAGACCCCAAGGGGGGGUUCGACAUCAAAGUGCCCCGACGUGCCGUGGGACCGUCCAGCACACAGCUGUACAUGGUACGGACCAUGCUCGAGUCCCUCGUCGCCGACAAGAGCGGCUCCAAGAAGACGCUUCGCAGCAGCCUGGAGGGGCCCACCAUCCUGGAAAUCGAGAGGUUUCACCGCGAGUCCUUCUUCUACACCCUCCUGCUCAACUUCAGCGAGACUCUCCAGCAGUGCUGUGACCUGUCCCAGCUUUGGUUCCGGGAGUUCUUCUUGGAGCUGACCAUGGGCCGCAGGAUCCAGUUCCCCAUCGAGAUGUCCAUGCCCUGGAUCCUCACCGACCACAUCCUGGAGACCAAGGAGGCGUCCAUGAUGGAAUAUGUUCUUUAUCCCCUGGACCUGUACAACGACAGUGCGCAUUACGCACUCACGAAGUUCAAGAAGCAGUUCCUGUACGAUGAGAUAGAGGCUGAGGUGAACCUGUGCUUUGACCAGUUUGUCUAUAAACUUGCUGAUCAAAUAUUUGCCUACUACAAGAUUCUCGCUGGAAGCCUGCUCCUGGACAAGCGCUUGCGAGCCGACUGCAAGAACCAGAGCGCCAACAUCCCCUGGCCGGCCACCAACCGCUACGAGACCCUGCUGAAGCAGAGACACGUGCAGCUCCUGGGUCGGUCCAUAGACCUGAAUCGCUUGAUCACCCAGCGAGUGUCAGCUGCCAUGACCAAGUCCCUGGAGCUGGCCAUCAACCGCUUCGAGAGCGAGGACCUGACCUCCAUCAUGGAGCUGGACGGCCUUCUGGAGAUAAACCGCAUGACCCACAAGCUCUUGGGAAAGUUCCUGACGCUGGACAGCUUCAACGCCAUGUUCCGUGAAGCCAACCACAACGUGUCCGCCCCCUAUGGCAGAAUCACGCUCCACGUCUUCUGGGAGCUCAACUACGACUUCCUGCCCAACUACUGCUACAAUGGCUCCACUAACCGGUUUGUGAGAACUGUCCUGCCCUUCUCUCAGGAGUUCCAAAGGGACAAACCGCCCAACGCCCAGCCACAGUACCUGUACGGGUCAAAGGCUCUGAACCUGGCCUACAGCAGCAUAUUUGGGUUCUACCGGCACUUUGUGGGCCCGCCCCACAUCAAGGCCAUGUGCAGGCUGCUGGGUUACCAGGGUAUCGCCGUGGUGAUGGAGGAACUGCUGAAGGUCGUCAAGAGCCUGCUUCAGGGCACCAUCAUGCAGUACGUCAAGACCCUGAUGGAGGUGAUGCCCAAGAUCUGCCGCCUGCCCCGUCAUGAGUAUGGCUCCCCAGGAAUCCUGGAGUUCUUCCACCACCAGCUGAAGGACAUCGUGGAGUACGCCGAGCUGAAGACUGUGUGUUUCCAAAACCUGCGGGAGGUGGGAAAUGCCAUACUUUUCUGCCUGCUAAGUGAGCAGAGCCUGUCCCAGGAAGAGGUGUGUGACCUGCUGCAUGCUGCUCCUUUCCAGAACAUUCUACCCCGGGUCCAUGUUAAAGAGGGGGAGCGGCUGGAUGCUAAGAUGAAGCGUUUAGAGACCAAGUACACCGCCUUGCACCUGGUGCCCCUGAUUGAGCGCCUGGGAACCCCUCAGCAAAUCGCCAUCGCCAGAGAGGGGGACCUGCUGACCAAAGAGCGGCUGUGCUGCGGCCUGUCCAUGUUCGAGGUCAUCCUGACCCGCGUGCGUGGUUUCCUCGACGACCCCACCUGGCGGGGGCCGUUGCCGGGCAACGGAGUGAUGCAUGUCGACGAGUGCGUGGAGUUCCACCGGCUGUGGAGCGCCAUGCAGUUUGUCUACUGCAUCCCCGUCGGCGCCCAUGAGUUCACCGUGGAACAGUGUUUUGGGGAUGGGCUCCAUUGGGCUGGCUGCAUGAUCAUCGCCCUCCUUGGCCAACAGAGACGGUUUGACAUCCUGGACUUUAGCUACCACCUGCUGAAGGUCCAGAAACAUGAUGGCAAAGACGAGGUCAUCAAGAGUGUGCCUCUGAAGAAGAUGGUGGACCGCAUUCGCAAGUUCCAGGUACUGAACGACGAGAUCUUUGCCAUACUCAGCAAGUACCUGAAAUCGGGGGAUGGAGAGAACAUGCCAGUGGAGCAUGUGCGUUGCUUCCAACCACCAAUCCACCAAUCCCUGGCCAGCAACUGAAGUUUUAUUACUGCCACCUGCCAAUCCCUAGUCAGCGAUUGAAAUUCCAUUGUUGCUAUCCACCAAUCUCUGUCCGACUAACAUCCAAUACACCUAGAGUCCAUAACCUGGCCUGUCUGCCUUUAAGGCUGUCCCUGUUUUAGUCACUGUUCCAUCACUGAUUGUCAUUAUCAGCAAUGUAAACCUCUGCUGUCCCAGAGAAAUGAUCUCAUUUAACACGUGCCUUAUUAUGGAAGUGAAUAGUUAUCAUUUAAAUAUUUUUAUUAAUACCACACUUAUGUUUUAUACUUUAAAAAUAUCUAAAAGAUUUAGUAGGGGAGUGCUAAAUUAAUGCAGGUUUUUAGUACAUGGGUAUUUAAAGGGUUCUUUAGUGGUGAAGUACUGGUUGUGCACAAUGUAUCAAAUAAGUGGGAUUGCCAGUAUAAAGUUUUCUUUAUAGUUUUGAAUUUUCAUACACUUUUUCUAGGCAUUACCUUAAAUCAAGCUGAAAUCGGGAAUGUAACCAAGUUUUUACUCAUGUUAACCAUUUAUUGCCUCUGACUUCAAUUGUAAUCUCAUUUGAACUAAAUAAAUCAUCAUCUCUA